AACUAAAUGCUACGGAAGAGCAAGCUAGUGAGGAAUUAGUUAAAGGUGAUGAAAAAACUAGUCAAUUAAGAACUAAACUUUGGACUGCUCAGCAGCAAAUCACUAGUUUACAACAAGAUCUAAAUUUAGCCCAACGAGUAAGUGAAUUAAGGAGCAAUAAUUCUUUUCCCACCCAAGAAACUAACGGUGGAGAAACUUACGGACUAAUCAUUUUACUAGCCGGAACUUAUCUACUUAGUGCUUGA
Funneliformis geosporum is the source of this 245-nucleotide messenger RNA. The record is from the annotation of a GenBank genome assembly. NCBI's taxonomy places the organism in Eukaryota, Fungi, Glomeromycota, Glomeromycetes, Glomerales, Glomeraceae.